Parasteatoda tepidariorum (common house spider) is the source of this 5092-nucleotide messenger RNA. RefSeq names its product toll-like receptor Tollo. Gene Ontology annotation, biological process: toll-like receptor signaling pathway; inflammatory response. Gene Ontology annotation, cellular component: plasma membrane. Gene Ontology annotation, molecular function: protein binding; signaling receptor activity. NCBI's taxonomy places the organism in Eukaryota, Metazoa, Arthropoda, Arachnida, Araneae, Theridiidae. The record is from RefSeq and is a predicted model, not a curated record.
AUAAAUUGAUCGUGAGGGAACAUAUUCACGGAAAGAGAUAAACGUGAGUCACGGAGAGGGGUAUCCUGAGGGCUUAGGUGGACCCUAUCGCAUCGCCCUUUCGUCAGAAUUACCGAUAACGGGCCGUGUGUGUGUGCGAUUUCGGUACUUAAUGUAAUGAUUUAUUGUCAAGAAGGAUCGUCCUGUCGUAUGCCGUUCUAGCGGCAAUUUUCACGUUGCCACCAGGGAGCCAUCUGUCUCUAUUUCGAGGUCCAUUUCAUACUCCAGUAGGCAGUGUGUGACCGAAUAAGGCCUGGUAUUCGAGAAUUCUUCGCUCAAUUGAUUUACAGCAUCUUCGAAAUUAAUGGGAAGCUUAUGUAAUGCUCACCUGAAAGUUCCAGCUGCAAAUGAGCCAGAAAUGUCCAUGUGCUCCCAAAGUGACAUCUGAGGAGGUAUUUAGUUCAGCUGACAGAUGUCCAAAAAGGAAUUCUUGUACGGACACUUCGGGGAAGAGGAACCAACUGGUUAAAUCCCCGUGGCCACCAAUUGUCUGAAGCGGUCUUCUUUAUCUUCUUCAAGGGUAGCUUCCAAUUUGGUGAUUAAGUUUGGGAGCUUUCAGAAACAAUAGGAUAAAAAGAAGUUUUUUAGAAGUUUCUUUUUCUUACCUGCAAAGUGAUAGAAAAAAGCUUUUCGUUUUUGGAAACAGCUGAAAUUUCUUUGAAAAGCCUUACAUCUUAGUUUAGCAGAGGUAUUCGAUACAAUUUUUUUACGUGCAGUAUUGAUGGGACUUCGAAGACUCGAGAUAAUUAUUCUUUUCCUACUUUAUGCGAAGCAAAAGAAAAAAGAUUCUCGUCUUCUUCUAGUGUGAUAUGAAAUAUUUUUUCGUUACUGUGAAAUAGAAAUAAAGUUAGAUAUACUAUUUAGAGAAACUAUUUUUUCUCUCUUUGGACAUAAAAGUAUUAUAUAUAUAGGGCUGUUGAUGGAAGUCAAUUUGUAUAAGAUAUUUAUAGAAAGAAAGUGCUUCAGCUGCUGAUUUUUGUUUAGUACUUCUACAUAUCACUUCGUCGAAAUGAAGGACCAAAUUAAAGUCGUAAUACUCUUCCUAACUCUACUUUUGCAUUUUAAACGGAUAUGUGCCAUGAAUUACAUGGCACCUAGUGAUUGCCAAUGGACUACAAUGAAAAGUAAUACAUUAGAGCCAAGUGUAAUAUUAACUUGUCACGUGAGCGGCGUAGGCACUUCAAUAGACAGUACGAACUUGAGCCUUAUACAGUCAUCUCACACAACUGGGUUGACUAUUAUCUGUGAUGAUCGAUACGUUGAAGGGCGCCUUACAAACAGUUCCUUAGCGCAUCUCAAACAAUUGCAGUCUCUGAGGUUUGAACGCUGCUCUUUUUCCGAAUUAGCUGACGAUGCUUUAUAUGGACUCACGUCACUUAAGAACUUAACGGUGCACACUGGAAAGCUUGAAGGAACUCGAACCACUUUGACCAUCGGGCCGACCACCUUUAUGAAAGUUCGAGAACUCGAGAACCUUGAUCUUGCGAACAACAACAUCAUUAUGCUUCCCGAAUAUCCAUUCUGUGGCCUUAUUAAUCUUAAGCUUUUGAAUCUCAGUGGAAAUGGCUUGCAGGAUGCAAAACUUCUUGGCCUGGAGGAACGCAAGCUGUUCCCUUGCAUUCCAGAACUGCAGAUGUUAGAUUUAUCCCACAACCGCUUGAAAUAUCUUACAGAUGAAGUGCUUUCGUCCUUAAGAAGACUGAGAAAUAUAUCUUUCAGUGACAAUCAUAUUUCUCAAAUGUCACCUUAUGCUUUGAUAGGACUACAAAGGCUCCAAUUUAUUGAUCUGUCCAAUAACAAACUAAGUGAAUUCCAUCCACACUUUUUCCACCAUUCCACAGAACUCCGUGAAAUAUUACUCCGGAACAAUUCCAUAGCUGGUUUCCCCUCCGCUUUGUUCCGAUCCCUGUCCCAACUCUCUCAUCUAGAUGUGUCCUAUAACAUUAUUUUCGAUUUACAUUUCCUUCUAGACUCCUUCAAGAAUCCUAAUAAACUAAAUGUGCUAAAUCUUAGUUACAACAGAGUGAGAAGGAUAGAAGGAACGCCAUUUCAGACUCUUGUAAACUUGCAUGUUCUAAAUCUGAAAGAUAAUUACAUAGAGUACAUAGCGGAAAAAGCUUUGUCUCAUUUAAUAAGUCUUACAGACCUAGACUUAACUAAUAACAAGCUUAGACUGAUCGAGGCUGAAACAUUUUAUGGCUUACUAAAUCUGAAACAGCUAUUAUUAACCAAUAACCACAUGGAACUAAUUCAUUCGGAUGCAUUCACGAAUCUUACACAUCUACAUUCCUUAAGCCUAAAAAACAACAGUUUGACAUCAUUCCCAAUCGCUAUAAACAAGAUGGAAUUUCUACACGAUUUAGAUUUAUCCAUGAAUUCUUUAUCGAAUGUUACCAAUGAUACUUUAGAAAAUUUGAAGACCCUUCAUACUUUAAACAUGAAGAACAAUUUCAUCGGAAAUUUAAGUCGGGGUACCCUUCGUGACCAAUACUCGUUACGUGUGCUGGAUCUUUCAAAAAACAGGAUACAAUCUUUGGAGCAUGGUAUAUUUGAUGAUGCAAUUGAGUUGGAACAUAUUGAAUUAAAUGAUAAUCUUCUAACUGACAUAAAUGGUUUAUUUAUGAACCUACAAAGUUUAAAGUCACUAAAUGUCUCUCGAAAUAACAUAACAUGGUUCGAUUAUGCACUGGUACCUACUGGUCUUAUUACAUUGGAUAUGCAUUCUAAUUUUAUUGACAGUCUCGGUAAUUACUUUGAAAUGGAAAGUGUUCUUAAACUCAAAUUCAUGGAUGCUUCUUUUAAUAGAAUACAAGAAAUUAACGCAGCUUCUUUUCCAAAUGCUUUGGAAAUAGCUUCUUUGCGAAACAAUUCUUUGAACAUAAUAAAUUCUUUCACAUUUAUGAGCAAAACCAACUUGUCUUCGAUGGAUCUACGUAAUAAUAAUAUUCAAAACUUAGAUAUCAAUGCUUUGCGACUACGAAGUGUUCCGAUUCAGAAAAUGUUGCCCGUAUUUUAUUUAUCGGAAAAUCCACUGCAUUGCGACUGCACCAUGGAAUGGCUGCAGCGCAUAAAUAAUCUGGAUGAAAUGAGGCAGUACCCCCAUAUCGCCGAUUUAGAUGAUGUUUUGUGCUACAUGACGUUUCCACGUCAAAAUGUUUUGAUUCCGAUUACAAAAGCCAAGUCGAAUGAAUUCUUAUGCAAAUACAGAAGCCAUUGUUUCGCCCUCUGCCACUGCUGUGAAUUCGAUGCUUGUGAUUGUGAGAUGGUUUGCCCUGAAAAUUGCACUUGUUAUUCUGAUCAAACUUGGAAUACUAAUAUUGUUGAUUGUAGUUCCAGAAGGUACUCCCGCGUUCCAGCUCGAAUCCCCAUGGAUGUGACGGAUUUGUAUUUAGAUGGAAAUGACAUGAGCCAAGUUGGCAGUCAUUCCUUUAUCGGACGCAAGAACAUGAAAGUGCUUCACAUGAAUGGCAGCAAUAUACAUGCGAUUCGAAAUAGAACGUUUAACGGAUUACAAAAUUUGCAGUCCCUGCAUCUGGAACACAAUUACAUAUCGGUCAUCCAAGGUCAUGAAUUCCUUAAUCUCACAAAACUGCAAGAAUUGUAUCUGUCCUAUAACCGUUUGUCAGUCAUCAAUAAUUCCAGUUUUACACACAUGAAAUUCUUAAAAGUUCUAUACCUGGAUCACAACAAUCUUGUUGAUUUUCAGGUAUGGAAUCUCAACUUCAAUCAUCGUCUUUCUCAAGUGCAGCUUGGGCACAAUAGUUGGACGUGCUCUUGCGACUAUUUAGGAAAUUUCCAGGACUGGCUCCUAGUUUCUGGAUCUUUCGUACUAGAUCGUGAAGAUGUGAGAUGCUACAAGAACCAUUCGGCUGGCUUGUAUGUGACGGAAUUCAAUUCCACCGCUUGUUCCAAUCACAGUGCUUUAACCUAUUACAAAGCUGAAUUUUCGGGUGAUUACAUACCUGUCAUGAUAUUAGCUCCAUCCUUAUUUAUUCUACUAGUCUUCUGUUUGAUUCUAUUCUUCAUCUACAACAGUGAGAUGAAAAUAUGGUUUUACAGCCGUUACGGUAUACGAUUAUUUCAGCGGAAUAACUACCCCGCUGAGAAUGAAAAACUAUUCGACGCAUUUUUGUCCUAUUGCAAGAAAGAUGAAGCUUUUGUGUCACAAAUGCUUGCUCCUGAGCUUGAAGAUGGUACUUAUCCGCACAGACUGUGUUUACGAUACAGAGAUUUACCGAUGGCUGAGUACGUUGCUGAAGCCAUUUCGGAAGCAAUUGAGUGCAGCCGCUGUACGGUUGCUGUAAUAUCUGAGCAAUAUCUGAAGAGUGAAUGGUGCAUAUACGAGUUGAAAGCUGCACACCAUGAGACUCAGAUUAACCGGCGUCAUCGAGUCAUUGUGGUUCUUCUGGACAAAAUCAGUUUCAAGCAGCUGGAACCGGAUGUCCGGAUCUGCUUGAGAUCUGCUACGCUAGUUCAUUGGGGUGAUAGGAGGUUUUGGGAAAAGCUUCGGUUUGCAAUGCCUGAAGCUAGACUUCACAAAGACAGUGUCAGUUGCAAGGAUUUUAAAACUUCCUCGCUCCGAAGAUCCUCGAUUACGAAUUCUGUAAAAUUGGUGUGAUGUGAUGGGACCGUAUAGGGUUCAACUUAACAUGCCUGUGAUAUACAUAAAUAGAGAAGAACUGACCAGACUCUCUACCCGUGAAAUUUCAUAAGAAAAAAUUGUUAUUUUGUUUAGACUUCCAAUUUUUGUUUUGUGUCAACUUUGUAAGAUUGAAUGUUUCCAUAAAAAGGGUGUUUUUGUUUCUGCUUUUUCCGUAACUUUUUGUAAUCCUUCCAAUGGUGAACUUUAAUACCUGUUCCCAGUUAAAAGAACUGGGUACUUUUUGUGGAACGCGUAUUCAAAUGAAAUAGUUAUAUUGUAACUGGUAUACUGCGUCUCUUCUUAUAGGAAAGAAAUUGUAUAGCCUAUUUAUCCUAGAAAUCGUCUGUGUAUAAUAAGCAAAUGCGUAUUAUGAGAAUUUUGUUUUAUAAAUAAAAAUGUCAUGAAUAAAAA